AUGCGGAAAACAUUCUGUAUCGAUGACAUAUUGGCUCGUGUUUAUCCGGAGGAAAAGGUCGAGUCACCAACGAUAUUUACGGACAAACGAUUUAUCGAAGAAUGUCGAAUUAAUGAACAGACAGAAUUCUGUGAAAAUAGAAACAGUAAUGCUGUUGAAAAAGUAAAAAAGGAAAACGUUGAAGAUAUUGCGAAAUUAGAAAAGCAGACAGUACCAUUAGGGAACAAGACUCCACUGAUGACUGUCUCUUCGGAACAGACAAAUAAUAUUCAGACAGGAACAGAUGACGACGAGAAGAAGUGCAUUGACUCAGUUCAAGUUAUUACGAACGCAGUAAGGCCGUCACCCAGCCUCACACCAUCUUUAGAUCCAGAACUUUUAAAGCGUCUUGAAGCUGAAGAUACGCCAAGAAGAAUUCUCCGCGCCUCAACAAUCGCUGUAACGAAACGGUCGUUGGAGAGGAAACAGUCAGCGCAUAAAAAGCAAAAGAGAAAAGCUGAAAAUAAGGAUGUUAAGGAACCGAGGCGGAAAAUAAAGAAAAAAUCAAAAGAAACAUUCAUUGGAUCACAUUAUGACACACCAAUUGAGGUGAAAAUAAAUGACGAUCAGUCAUUAGGCACUCCGUCUUCUAGUGGUGUGAGCAGUAUGUCUGGCACUUCGAGUCCUGCUUCAGUGAAAUCACGGGGCCGGAAAAAAAUUCAACAGAAGAUUCAUUCAAACUGGGUACCUGUCACAUCCGGUGAAAAACAUUAUACGUACACCAGUAAUGACAUUGCACCAAUCAAACUCUUAUGUUUUCCGGAAGUUAAGCAUAAAAAGGAACCGGAAAGAAUAAGGAUUAAUGAUGCAGUGAUUGUAAACUCGGAGGAUGGGUCUAGAAAUAUCGGAAAAGUGACCCGGAUUUUCUUAGAUAAGGAAGGGUCAUUGAUGGCAACUUUAUUUUGGUAUUACACAAAUGAGCAGGUGGAGGUAGACAAAAAUAGUAUUAAUCCUCCAAUUUCUCCGCGUGAACUUUUAGCGUCGCGGCAUAUCGACGCUAUUCCUGUGGACACAAUUCAGGAAGUUGUCUACGUUCUGACUGUGAAUGAAUAUAAUCGGUAUGUUGCGGAGAAUAAGAUUGAUGCGUUACCCCGAGAGGAACGUCCAAGAGUGGAAGACGAAGUUUGGCCACGAGCUGAAAAGGAAUAUCAUCGUCGUAGCUCUCUUCCUUGUGAAGAUUCUCUACCGGAAUUAGUUUACUUUUGUCGUCGAAUAUAUGACUUUAAACAGAAGCGAAUAACCACCAACUGUCCGGUAACAACACGAAAAUCCGUAGCCGGUAGAAAAGUAAUUGCGGGCAGACGCGCUUAUAGGCACUGA
Messenger RNA from Enterobius vermicularis (human pinworm), 1359 nucleotides. The record is from the annotation of a GenBank genome assembly. NCBI's taxonomy places the organism in Eukaryota, Metazoa, Nematoda, Chromadorea, Rhabditida, Oxyuridae.